Molecule: messenger RNA, 1222 nt
Organism: Myzus persicae (green peach aphid)
Lineage: Eukaryota; Metazoa; Arthropoda; Insecta; Hemiptera; Aphididae
Product: leukocyte receptor cluster member 1 homolog
Exons: 4
Coding region: 311-1150 (279 amino acids)
Source: RefSeq, a predicted model, not a curated record
UAGUAUUCUGUCGACUGCUGUGAUGAUAAAUGAGUUUUUUGUCGAAUUCUUAAGUUUUGUUCGUCACUAGUGUGUGCCAACAACUAUUGAAAUUUGAAAAUGUCUAAGAAAAAUAUGAUUUAUCUCAGUGGUUAUGCAAAACGAAAAUUAAAUAGAAAGAGGCAGAAGAUGCAACAGCAAGUUACCUAAAUGGCUAACGAAUUUCUUUGAAACUAUCAAUAGUGUAGUCACUACUCAUAACGACAAAAUAAAUAUUAGGAAGUUUCUACGAUCGGUGGAUUAAGUAGUGUGUUUUUCAGAAAACAUCAAAAUGAAUAUAUUACCAAAAAAGAGGUGGCAUGUCCGAACCAAAGAUAACAUUGCACGUGUUAGGCGUGAUGAAGCACAAGCAGCAGAAGAAGAGAAGAAACUUAAGAUGAGGAUACAGUUAGCUGAGCAAGAAACAAAACUUUCAUUGCUGAGAAAUAGGUCAAAACAAAGAUAUGAUGAUUCUGCCGAUCGACCUGAAGAAACUAAACCAGAGGUGCUUAGUCAUGUUAAUUUUUUCCAAGACCUUGAAGAUGGACAUGUUGCUCAUACAGGUGUGAACAAAGAACACGAACAGGAAAAAAAGGAAGAAAAAGAAGCAUAUGAAAAAAAAGUGGGUUAUCUUACUUAUUUAGGACAGGACACAGAUGAGAUAACUGGCAAUGUACAAUGGUAUAACAAGAAACCAAAACGAUUAAACUUGAGUGAAACUGAUAAAGAAAUUGAAACAAAAGUUAAAACAUUUAAUGAUCCACUUAUUAUCAUGAAAAAAUAUGUUGAAACAGAUCUGAAGGACAGUAAACAUUCAAAAGAAUUAAUAAAAAUAAAGGACAAAUCACCUAUCAAAAAACAUAAAAAAAAACACAAGAAAAAAGAAAAGAAAAAGGAAAAAGUAAAUGACAAAAAUAAAAACAAAUUAAUUUUGGAAAAACUUAGAGAAAAGAGAUUAAAGAGAGAAAGGGAAGAGAGGUUUAGAGCUAGUCAAUUAUUGGCAAGAAUAAAUGGAGUUGUACCUGUCGAAGUUUCAAAACCACCACCAAAACCAACUAUUGUUCAAAAGUAUAAUUCUCAGUUUAAUCCAUUCUUAGCUAAGCAAAAUUAUCCUACAAGUUUUAAUUCAUAAACAUACAAUCUAGAAAAUAGAUUUUUUAUGUUUAGUAAUUUUUGUAAUAUAUUAUGAUUGUUAGGAUAAAAU